AUGAACACGGUGCUGGAAUUACAGAUGAACAUGGAGAUACUUGAGACAGAUAUGCCAAGUACAGUGCCAUACAAGACCAAAGGGUUCCCAUACUUCAGCGCUCUUGACCAGAUGAUUCCCCAGGAGCUGAUCUAUGCCAAGGGAAAGUACACUACCCGUCAGCCAAAGGCCAGGACUCAGGCUGUUGCCGGUCCUUCCCCAUCAGAGUCGUCCUCUGCUGCAAUGGGGUCUCCUAGUGGGUACUGGCCUAUACCUCCCCAACCAUCCACUCCCACUGCCACAUCUGGAAUGGAGCCUGUGCACCGGCAUGCCCUUCCCCCACCAUCUACUCCUACUGGCUCCACCACCAAUAAGAUCACCAUGGGUCCUCUACCAGCACUGGUGACAGGACCAGGUGUCAACCUCUUGUCACCAUCCUCCUCCUCAACUGUACCAUCGUACUAUGCUGCUACAAGUGACUCAGGCUCAGGGCUGACCAGUAUCAGCCAGAGCAAGCACAAAUCCAGUGCACUCAGUGAAGGAGACCAAUCCUGCUCUAAGCGAAACUGGCCUCGCUCAGUAACUGCAACAGCCCAGCAGGAGGGUAGCGCAGCACUUACAUCAAUUGCAGGGAGUCUUCCUCAAAUCAUUUGA
Messenger RNA from Suillus fuscotomentosus, 633 nucleotides. RefSeq lists its product as uncharacterized. NCBI's taxonomy places the organism in Eukaryota, Fungi, Basidiomycota, Agaricomycetes, Boletales, Suillaceae. The coding region runs from base 1 to 633 and encodes 210 amino acids. The transcript has 2 exons. The record is from RefSeq and is a predicted model, not a curated record.